Molecule: messenger RNA, 5319 nt
Organism: Gasterosteus aculeatus aculeatus (three-spined stickleback)
Lineage: Eukaryota; Metazoa; Chordata; Actinopteri; Perciformes; Gasterosteidae
Gene: tfeb
Product: transcription factor EB
Biological process (GO): positive regulation of DNA-templated transcription; humoral immune response; regulation of transcription by RNA polymerase II
Cellular component (GO): nucleus
Molecular function (GO): RNA polymerase II cis-regulatory region sequence-specific DNA binding; protein dimerization activity; DNA-binding transcription factor activity, RNA polymerase II-specific
Source: RefSeq, a predicted model, not a curated record
CUGUACACAGCUUCAGAAAGGAGGCUGAACAGAAGGAGGAGUUCCGCAUUAGAGCGGAAGAGGGGAAACGCUUACCCUAACUUUACUGGACACAGGGCUCUCCUUGUUGUUGCCCAAGACGACGACAUUCAGGCUAAUUUACAGGAAGAGGAGGGGAAUUGGAGGAGGAGGAAAAUAAGGAGGAAUAGGAAGCUGAGGGCAGAAGGUGACUAACAGUGACUGUCACUCAGCCUGCUGCAGCCUGUAGGCGGAGGGGGGAGUGCCGUCACAACUAGUGAGACGGCACAUGAAUGCACUAGUCGGUUGGUCCCAGUCGCCAAACAACUGGCAACUGUCACGGAGUGUGUGCAGGGUUAAACACGUGGAGGAGCAGAUCUGUCUUGGCUACACUAUGUUGUCUUUGGGAUAGUUGAAGAGUUGCCGUUCGCACCGCCAUCGCCUGUCUUCAUCUCUCUCUCUGUCCCGCGACGUCCUGGAGAUUGACAUCCACUAUCGCCAGCAUCCCGAUAUGUAGCCAGCAGCACAAGCAGAGCGUAUUUCCCCCCUUUGUGAACUCCUUUUCCUCUUAAACAGCUUCCUCUACCUCUCGGGCUGGACUGCGGUGCAUUGACGUCGGCUCGCCCUCCCCUGCCCCCUCGACCCCCCGCAAUGGCCUCGCGGAUUGGCCUGCGGAUGCAGCUGAUGCGAGACCAGCUGCAGCAAGAGGAGCAGCGCGAGAGGCAGCAGAUAGAGCAGCAGAAUGCAGCCCUGCAAUACAUGCAGCAAUGCAUGGCUGUUCCACCUGCACCCACGCCAGCCAUUAGCACCCCACAGCAUCACCAAAGCAUGCAGGUCCCUGUGGAGGUUCUUAAGGUACAGACCCACCUCGAGAAUCCCACAGACUACCACAUCCGUCAGUCUCGGAGGCAACAGGUGAAAGAAUACCUGUCCACCACCUUUGCCACCAAACAGACGAUCCAUGCAGUAGCAGGUCUCGUGCCGCCCUCUCCCCCCACCAAUAUGGGACCUACAGGGGGUUCAUCGUCUGCCCCCCCACCCCUUCGCUCACCACACAUGCGCACUGAGCAGCUCAUGUCUGGAAACAGCGCCCCCAACAGUCCCAUGGCCAUGCUCAACAUCAGCUCCAGCCACGAGACAGAGAUGGAUGAGGUCAUUGAUGACAUCAUCAGCAUGCAGUCCAAUUACGACGAUAUUCAGGCAUACAUCGACCCUGUCCAGAUGCCAAACACACUCCCCCUUUCUACCAGUCACCUGGAUGUGUAUACAGGUCCGGGGAUGAAGGGUCCAGCCAUCGCUAUGACCAGCAACUCCUGUCCAGCCAACCUGACUGUCAAACGAGAAAUGUCAGAAAUCCGUGCACAGGCCAAGGAGAGACAGAAGAAAGACAACCACAAUCUGAUUGAAAGGAGGAGGCGAUUCAACAUCAAUGACCGUAUCAAGGAGUUGGCACCAUGAUUCCCAAACAAUGACCUUGAUAUGCGCUGGAACAAAGGCACUAUACUGCGGGCAUCUGUAGAGUACAUCAAACGCAUGCAGAAGGACGCACAUAGAUCCAGAGAGGUGGAAAAUAACUUCAAAAGGAUGGAGAUGGCCAACAAACAACUGAUGCUACGCAUCCAGGAGUUGGAGAUGCAGGCUCGUAUUCAUGGUCUCCCCAGCCCCUCUCCCUCAGCCCUGAACCCGCCUGACCCGAUGGGUUCUUACAUAAAACAAGAGACCAGCCCAGAGGAGAACCUCUCUCACUCCAUGGCACAAGCCCACCACCAUCCACAGCACCUACCCCAAAACCUGGCUCAUCCACAGGUCCAGCAGCACCACUUCCUCCAGCAGAGCCAACUCCAUCACCAGGGCCAGGUUCAGCAACCGCACAGGCAGCUGCCACCGCUCCCCCAACACAUGCAGCAGCCCCAGCCACCGAUCCAAUUCCCAGCUGUGGGCAGCUCCCAGCCAUUUGACUUUACCCAGUCGCUGGACUUGUGUGAUGGGAUACCUAACUUCUCAGACGGCAUGUCAGGGCUAGGCGACCUCGGUGGACUGGACGUCCAUGGCAGGAGAGGCGAGCUGGGCUUUCUGAUGAUGGACGAGCCCUUGUCGCCCAUGGGAGGAGACCCACUGCUCUCGGCGAUGUCGCCUGAAGCCUCGGUGGACUCCAGUCGCAGAUCCAGCUUCAGCAUAGAGGAUGGAGAUAUAUUGUAGGCACGUGCAUACCAGCACACACAUUCGGUCAGACAAAAGUGAGCCAAGCACAUGCAGAGGUUUUAGAAAAGGUUUCAGUGAAAAGGUAAAACCACUUUAAAAAGUAACGGUACGUCGGCACACAAUACACCACAUACAACAAAAAGGAUACGGCAACCAGACAUUUGCUGCGACACAUCAAGACACAUACUUUUCACAUCACACUAUUUGAACGCACACCAAUGACACUCAUUUAUGGUACAGUUACACCCCGCCCACAAACAAAAGAAGGUACACAACCAUCAUAGCCUACACUAAAAAAUGAUUAGUACGGUGCAAACGUUUGCACAUAGACACAAGCGCAUGUGAAAUAUACCGAGGAGCUUGAAUCUUUGCCCAACAAAUAAUUUACAAGAGGUGAAACAACACUGCCAGCUCAGGAGUGAUAUUGCACACUCGGCCUUGUUUCCGUAAAGGUUGCUCUGAAUCACAAUUGAACAAGGGACAAAACCGGCAGUUAAAUAGAUUGAAGUUAUUAGAUACAAGGACAACCAAGUGCAUUGUUUCACUUGAUAGAGGGCAAGUUAGGAUCACAAGUGCAGUCGGAUCGCAUUGUUUUCUUCCUCGAUGUGUUAUUCUAGUGUUGGCUUUUGCCUCUCGCAUCAGCUGUUUAGUCUUUGAAUCAGAUCCGUGAUAGCCUUUUUAAAGCCAAAGUGUCUUCUUCAAGCGCCCACAUUUUAGGAAACAUUGGAAAACUCACCAGAGGAGCUUGAUAAUCCAGGCUUUAGCAAAGCACCUUUAAUUUAUCGCAUGCAAUCCCACUUCUGGCUUUAGUCGUUGUGUUCUCCGAAACACACACUGCUGUCCCCCGGUUUCUACACCUUUAACACUUGACAGAGUCAUGAGCUUUACUGUGGAGAAAACAUUUGGAUGGCCUUCAGAAUACAGCGGGUCGUCCUAAACUGCGAGGUGUCAAAAUACUCAGGUACUGUAACAGAAUACACAGGGCGGAUCAUUUUUAAGCAGUAGCAGAUGUUAACCUGAACUGUGUCCAGCUCAUGGCCCCUAUCAGUGUUCCUUUAAAUUUUUUCAUAGAUCAUCAUUAGUAUUUCAUAUUUAAUAUCAACUCUAAUGAUGCUUAUUGAUGCUUACGAGGUUUGCUUCUGUACCAUCUAUAGCAGUGUCGAGGCAGGAGACAAACGCUGCAUUUUUAUUUCACCAUUUGUAGGAAUCAGCUUGCCCCGGUUGAAGGAAAUGAAUUGACCGGGUUCGAUCCUGUAAAGAGAAAGCGAUAUUUUGUCUCAACUGACAGCAGAUGUUGUGUAAUCUCCACAUGCACAACAUCAGCACGCAUUUGCAUGCAUUCACUGUCUCACUCUGUUCACAAGCAGGCAUGCAUUAAAUGUGCAUAGGCUCGCGAGGUUCGCAAACAUGCCUCAUAGUGUUCAUAUACAUUCAAUACAUACAGUGCUGCCUUGAGGCAGUUUUCAAAUCAGCAUGUUAAGUUUCCGGCUAUUCAGUUUCUCCCCCGACGAGUCGAUGGAAGAUGCCGGCUGUAGAGGUAAAACUCUGGUCCGCUUUUCCAACUACCACUUAAAGGGAAUCUGUUUUUUCCACUCGCUGCAGCGGUCAUAGUGAUGGUGAGGGAGGGCUGAAGUGGAACAGAUUUUUAUCUCUGCUGUGGUAAACCUGGGGCUUGGCUUUGAUUUGAUAUAGCUUAUAAUCAGUACUGAUUAAAGGUAGAAAGAAAUGUUUAUGGUGAUUUUGUUUUUGGUUGAUUAAAAUAACUGUUUGUUUUCUUUACUAUAGUUUGUUUAUUCUAUCUCUCAAAGCACUGGAAACUGUUAUUUUGACUUUGUAAAUGAAAAAUUAUGGAAUCACAUUUAUUUCAGUAACUUAAAUGUAUUUUAUUUGUAUUUGUUGUUUUAGAUCUAUUACAAUUUUAUUCCAAAACUACCCUUUCCUCUCCGAGCCAUUUUCUGUAAGCACACUGAAAAGGCACACCGGCCACAAUGUUUUAUUGAUUGGGGAACUGUUUGUAGACCUACAGAACAGAACUGACUUUAAAGAGAUGAAGAGAUUAUGUAUAUUUGCAAUGCCAUUUUUAUAUGAUUGGGUUUUUAUUGUUCCUUCUAUUUUAACUUUGAAUUUGGGAGACAGACAGAAACUUGAUUAUUUGAUUUGAUUAAAUUCAAAUUGCUCAUUUGAUGAAUCUAAGCUUCACCAAUAGUUCUGGUCGGACUUAAGCAGGUUGCCAUGCCCCCGUCCUUCCUGACUUUGGUUUCCAUGGAAACUAGAAGAUGACCGACUUCAAAUAAACUCUGAGCCGUGGAGGUAUGGUUGCCAUGGCUUGGUGUAACUGACUGAAUCGGUCGCUGUCUUUCUCCCAGAGUUGUGCCUUUUGCCUAUCAGCCACAGUUUGACUUUAGUUGCACUUUCACCCAGCCAACACUCCAAAGAACUGCUUAGGCCUCCUCUAUUCUUCCACUAGAGGACGCUGUGCAAAGCAAACGACACAGGUAGAAGUGGUUCUGAUUUUACUGAGAAUAUAAAUUUCACCAGAAUCCAUUCCCUGACUUAGUGUUUCUUAUUGAUGCAAUUUAUGAAACAUUUUGGGCGUGUGUGUGUUUUGAGAUCUCAUUUGGGGAGUUUUUGUAACAAGACAUUUAAAAUGUUGGUACUGUAAAUGCAGAAUAGUGUCAAGUCCAUAUCUUGUCCAUUAGUGAAAUGUAAGAUAGGGAAAGUAAGUAAAAAUGUUCUUUGCAUUUAUUCAUUAUUUUACUGUCUCAUUGGAUUUGUAAUUUGUUAUAGGCAGACAGAUUCAUAACAGCUGAAUGAAUGCUAUUACAUUAUAUGUCCACCAGACCGCACCAGAGACCCAUAAUGUAGAUGUGCCAGGUUAUUUUUUGUGUAUUCACACAAUUGGCGAGCAAACGUGAGAAAUGCAAGCUAUGUUUUUUUGUGCAGCAAACAACUGCAAUGCAUUUUGAUUUUCUUUAUUUCCUACUCUGGUGGCCUCCCAUUUCAUAAAAUCUCGGGCCUAGCAGGACAUACCAGUACAUACUUUAAACAAAAAUAAAUAUAAAGGUUUUGACAAAUUACAUUUAUUGAUGCAGAUUAGAUAAAAUCAUUUUCUUAAAUUCA